AUGAAGGUCCUCAAUAUCCGCAAUAACUACUUCAUUGGAGCUAUGCCAACCUCCACCUGGACCGUAUGCUCCUUCGGCACCAAUUGCCUUACUUCCCUUGGAGGCUGCACUUCUGGCUACACCACGCAGCGCAGCAGCUGUAGCGUCUGUGGCACCGCUUCUGGCACUGGGACGUGUGCGGUGGGGCAGUCAUGCGAGCCAGAUGACGACGCCAGGAUUGCCGCCGGAACAAUGAACGCUGGGGUCGCUGACCUGGCGCUGAUUUGCAAAUCGUAUUCCACUCUGUUGGACGCCACACAGGGCUUCGUUCCCUCUCAACAUUUCCUUCCCCAAUACUCUCCAAACGAAACCACCUGCACCCCGCCCCUCCACCACCCCUUCCCCCUUCCUCCCGCACAUCUCCCCUACCCAUUCCCCAUCUACCCCUCCCUUUCCCCCUCACUUCCUCCGCCCUCCUCCUCUCCCCGUCCCCUGGCAGGCAAUGCAAUGAUGGCGUUGAAGACUGCACUGGGUGUGACCCUCACCACAUGGGACACCACCAACGUCUGCCGCAUCACCGGAGUUGUAACGCCCACCCAGAACGAGUGGGCCAAUGUGUUCUGCACUGCUACCGGCUCGGUGCAGUCCAUCUCAGCGACGCGUCAGAGUCUGAAGGGGUAUGUUCAUUCGGACAUCUCCAAGCUCACCGCGCUCACGUACCUGGAUCUGAGUUACAACCUCUUUCAGGGAAGUCUUGAAUUGUUUUCCGCACCCCUUCAAAGCGUGCCCACUCUUAAGGCGCUAGGCCUCUUCUCCAACUACCUCACGGGCACCAUGCCCAUUCCCACCACCUCCCUGGUCGCUCUGGACGUGGGCUUUAACUUCCUCUCGGGCUCGUUCCCCAAGCUCUCCCUCGCGGUGUGCGCGGCCGACCAGAACUGCUUCCUCUCCUCCUCCUACUGCCACACCUACGGCGCUCAGCAGCGCCCCUACACUGCCUGUGCCAUGUGUGGCACGACCAACGGGCAGGGGGUGCUGUGCUCUGGCAACCUGUGUGCCCCCAACAGCAGCAGCGCAGUCAGCCAGGGGAUUGUCAACAUUCCCUCACUGGUGCCGAUCCCAAUGACGUGUCCAGGAUAUUUCCCUCUGGUCCUCAUGGAUGCUGCCUCAGGUGUGCCAUCUCUCCUUGUACUACCACCCUUUCUCCUCCGCCGCCCUCGUUCCCUGCAGUGCAUUGCACACCCAUGUCUCACUCUGUCUUCCAACUACCUCACUGGCAGCUUUCCACCCCUGCCGGCGACCAUGCAGAGGCUCAACUUUGGAAAAAAAUUCAUUUCAGGCAUCUCCACCCACUCGCUUAUCAGCUGCUUCGCCCAAUUGAACUGCCUACCGGACCCCUCCAAGUGCAACAAUGGCGGUACCACGCAGAAAAGUGCUGCUGUCUGCGCCAUCUGUUGCACUACCAUUGCCAUUCCUCCCCUGUGCUGGGGUGCCGGGGGAGAGUGCGUGCCUGUUGCUGCUGCUACGAUUGCUGCCAGCACAGUCAGCUCAUUAAAGUCGGCCAUCCUACCCAUGACAUGCUCAGUGCUGCUGGCGCUCAAGGCAUCGCUGGGCGUGACUUUCACCACGUGGGCAGCAAGUGUGCCGUGCCAAGUGACGGGCAAGGAUCCUGUAGCACUGUCCACGUGGACCAACGUGCUCUGUGACGACACCGGUGCAGUCCUCUACAUUGACUUUGGCUACAACCUCUUUCAGGGAGCUCUUGACUCCUUCUCCUCAUCACUUCAGAACGUUCCCAGUCUUAAGGCGCUGUAA
Messenger RNA from Closterium sp. Naga37s-1, 1794 nucleotides. Lineage: Eukaryota; Viridiplantae; Streptophyta; Zygnematophyceae; Desmidiales; Closteriaceae. The record is from the annotation of a GenBank genome assembly.